AUGCGGUGCCACAAGUGCCUCGAGAGGGGCCACACGAGGGUCACCUGUCCCGGCACAGUGGACAGGAGCGGGAGGUGUUAUCUGUGCGGCGGCACUGGUCACACCUCCCGCGAUUGCCGGUCUGCCCCCAAAUGCCCGCUGUGUGCGGACAAGGGCAGGCCGGCAAAGCACGUCCUGGGCGCACCGUCGUGCGCCCAGAAAAACGUGCGCGGGAAGCCGCCGGGGCAGGGAGCCAAGGAGCAGGCCCCGGCCACCGGUGCUCCCCCCCCGGCCGAAGUGCGACCGGUGGCGGAGAGUAGAGAGGAGACGGGUGGCUCGGCGGAGGAGCCACGACCACAGCGCCAACACAAGUCGCCGGAAGAGAGGGCCUUGCCUCCAUUGGAGGCCAUGGAGGUGGAGGCCCCAUCGGACGGGGGGGACAAUCAGGCCGAGUAA
Vollenhovia emeryi is the source of this 435-nucleotide messenger RNA. Its product is annotated as serine/arginine-rich splicing factor RS2Z32-like. Gene Ontology annotation, molecular function: nucleic acid binding; zinc ion binding. The coding region runs from base 1 to 435 and encodes 144 amino acids. The transcript has a single exon. The record is from RefSeq and is a predicted model, not a curated record. Lineage: Eukaryota; Metazoa; Arthropoda; Insecta; Hymenoptera; Formicidae.